AUGUCCUCGCUGCGUCCUCUUGUUCCGGAACCGGUCCCUGAGCAGGACCUGCCGCUGGGCGUGCCGAUCACGCCGUCCAGACGGUUCAGCUCGCGCGCGAUCGCGGUGCUGUCGUGCGUGCAGAAGUAUUCCACCGUGCCACUGGGUGUAUUUGCGGCCGUCCACCUCUCGGGCGUUGUGGCGGCGCCACCCACCGCGGGCGUGGGGAUCGCCGAGCAGCUGAUGUCCAUGGGUCGCGAACUGUACCAGAACGGCGUCUCGGAGACCGUCCUGCUGGCCUCUGUCACGGCUCACGUGGUGAGCGGAAUCGCCAUCCAAGCGAUCCGCAAAUGGCAAAACUAUAUCAAGUACGGCAAGAAAAAGAAGUCCAAACGACAGCAGUACGGCGAGAAAGAAGAACGGCCCGAUACCAGCACUGGGCUCGGGGGAAUUACGUAUUUAUUGGGUCUGGGAUCAAGACCGUCGCUCAGCUUCAGGAUGUUCGGUCUGACUCCGCUCAGGUUCUCGGGCUACGUGUUGAUCCCCGUGGUGGCGUACCAUGUUGGCCAGGAACGUCUUGCUCCGCUGUUUGUGGAGGGAGAUUCCUCGAUGGUGGACUUGUCGUACGUCUCUUACUCCCUGGCACAGUCGCCAAUUUUGGCGUCGAUCGGCCUCACUUUUCUGGUGACGGUAGCAACCUACCAUUUUUCACUGGGACUGCUCCACUACAUUGGGGUGUUCACCCACCGGGCGCGUAAAAACGCAUACAUUGCCAUUCUCUCCAACACGGUGCUUGCUGCCCUCAGUCUGUUUGCGAUCUCCAAGAUCGACCAGCCGUCCGCUUUCGUGGCCAGAAAGUACUCCCAGUACUUGAGUUAUCUUCGCUAUUAG
Molecule: messenger RNA, 870 nt
Organism: Ogataea philodendri
Lineage: Eukaryota; Fungi; Ascomycota; Pichiomycetes; Pichiales; Pichiaceae
Exons: 1
Coding region: 1-870 (289 amino acids)
Biological process (GO): mitochondrion organization; lipid homeostasis
Cellular component (GO): mitochondrial outer membrane
Source: RefSeq, a predicted model, not a curated record